GUGACUGCGCGUUGGAGCUUGCAGACAGUCCCGCGGCGGGAGCGACGCGCAGCCGGAACCUCCACAGCCAUGGCCGAACACACAGCUCGCCACUGCUGCCUGGGAUGGGACUUCAGCACGCAGCAGGUAAAAGUUGUUGCUGUUGAUGCAGAGCUGAAUGUCUUCUAUGAGGAUAGUGUGCAUUUUGACAGAGACCUUCCAGAAUUCAGAACUCAGGGAGGCGUUCAUGUUCAUGAGGAUGGGCUGACAGUUACUUCCCCAGUCCUGAUGUGGGUCCAGGCUUUGGAUAUCAUCUUGGAGAAGAUGAAGGCUUCGGGCUUUGACUUCUCUCAAGUCCUCGCCUUGUCUGGGGCGGGCCAGCAACAUGGAAGCGUGUACUGGAAGGCGGGGGCCAACCAGGUGCUGACGAGCCUGACACCAGACCUCCUGUUACGUGAGCAGCUGCAGGCCUGUUUCUCCAUCAGUGACAGCCCCGUGUGGAUGGAUUCCAGUACCACAGCCCAGUGCCGCCAGCUGGAGGCCACCGUGGGUGGGGCCCAGGCUCUCAGCAGCCUCACUGGGUCCCGCGCCUACGAGCGAUUUACAGGAAACCAAAUUGCAAAGAUUUACCAGAAGAACCCGGAGGCCUACUCACGCACAGAGAGAAUUUCCUUGGUCAGUAGUUUUGCUGCUUCCCUGUUCCUUGGGUCUUACUCCCCUAUUGACCACAGUGAUGGUUCUGGAAUGAAUUUGUUGCAGAUCCAGGACAAAGUCUGGUCACAGGCUUGCCUUGGUGCCUGCGCACCUGGUUUAGAGGAGAAGCUCGGCCAGCCGGUGCCAUCAUGCUCUGUUGUGGGAAAUAUUUGGAGUUGUAGUGGCUCAGAUGCUUCCCACCUUGCACCCUCCCAGCCCAUCUUGUUCACCUGCCAUUGUGGCUUCACACAGGGAGCCAUUUCUUCCUACUUCGUCCAGCGCUAUGGGUUUCCUGCAGGAUGCAAAGUGGUGGCCUUCACUGGGGACAACCCAGCAUCGCUGGCAGGCAUGAGGCUGGAGGAAGGUGACAUUGCGGUCAGCCUGGGCACCAGCGACACCCUCUUUCUCUGGCUCCAGGAGCCUAUGCCCGCCCUGGAAGGCCACAUCUUCUGCAACCCAGUUGACCCCCAGCACUACAUGGCACUCCUGUGCUUUAAAAAUGGCUCCCUCAUGAGAGAGAAGAUCCGUGAUGAGUCUGCUUCCCGUUCCUGGAGCGAGUUCUCUAAGGCGCUGCGGUCCACAGAGUUGGGGAAUGGCGGAAACCUGGGUUUUUAUUUUGAUGUAAUGGAGAUCACCCCUGAAAUUAUUGGGCGUCAUAGGUUUAAUGCAGAAAACCAUGAGGUCUCAGCAUUCCCCUGGGAUGUGGAGAUUCGAGCACUGAUUGAAGGACAAUUCAUGGCCAAGAAGAUUCAUGCUGAGGGCCUGGGCUAUCGAGUCAUGCCUAAGACAAAGAUUUUGGCCACUGGAGGGGCAUCUCAUAACAAAGACAUCUUGCAGGUGCUUGCAGAUGUGUUUGGUGCCCCGGUGUAUGUCAUAGACACUGCCAACUCAGCCUGUGUGGGCUCUGCUUACCGAGCUUUCCAUGGCCUUGCAGCUGGAACCAACAUGCCCUUCUCAGAGGUUGUGAAGCUAGCCCCAAAUCCCAGAUUAGCUGCUACCCCAACCCCGGGAGCUUUUCAGGUCUACGAGGCCCUCCUCCAGCGGUAUGCUGUGCUUGAGCAGAGAGUCCUGACCCAGACCCGGAGGCCUUCUGAAUGAAUGCUGCAGGCCCAGGUUCAUUGAUUCUACUUGGAGACAUGGCUCAGGAAAGCAGGGAUCCUCUUCCCUGUUGCAAGCAGCUCUGCCUGCCCACCUGACUCCUUGCAGUGCUCCAGCCUUACCUAGGACCAACUUCAAGCCCACCUUAGCACACCAUUCCUCAACAUAGAUGGGUGGCUUGUGUGUUCCUGUGCCCUUGUGCCUGGGGCAGGAAAGCAUCUCUCUUUUUCUGUCUUUUUUCCCAGGAGACAAGAUAACACUGAGCUUGUGAUAUGUCUAAUAAAACUGUGACUUGUCCCCA
Molecule: messenger RNA, 2071 nt
Organism: Phacochoerus africanus (Common warthog)
Lineage: Eukaryota; Metazoa; Chordata; Mammalia; Artiodactyla; Suidae
Gene: XYLB
Product: xylulokinase
Exons: 20
Coding region: 70-1770 (566 amino acids)
Biological process (GO): xylulose metabolic process; D-xylose metabolic process
Cellular component (GO): cytosol
Molecular function (GO): D-xylulokinase activity
Source: RefSeq, a predicted model, not a curated record